UUUGGUCCGAUGGCAGCUGCUUCGGCAUCCGCCGCCGUAACUCCGCCGCAAGGACCGGUUUCUUCUGCGGCUGCGCAGCCUGUAUCUGAAGGGGGACCGUCGAAGAAACCCAGAGGCAGACCCCCUGGCUCUUGCAAGAAGCAGCGACGUCGAACUUUUGGAUCGGCAGGUUCUGGUUUUACAAUUACACCUCAUGUUAUCACUGUGGAAAAAGGAGAGGACAUAGCACAAAAAAUAGUUUCAUUUACUCGGCAAGGUCCAAGAACUGUUAGCAUCAUGUCUGGCUAUGGUGUUGUAUCCAAAGUGGUGCUUGUACGAGCUGCCACGACUGAUGAAACUGUGACACAUGAGGGACAGUUCGAUAUAGUGUCUCUAUCUGGUUCCUUCAGGGAAUCCAUAAUUGGCGAUGAGGAUAGCUGGACGGGUGCAAUAACCAUAUCUGUAGCUAGAGAUGGAUUGGUGUUAGGUGGUAACGUGAUCGGUGAUCUGACGGCUGCAUCAACAGUCCAGAUUAUUCUUGGCACUUUUGUUGAGGAGUCGGAAAGAGCCAAUAGCCCACCAGCCCAUGGGACUUUUAGCGAGUCGUUUGGGCGCCCAGGCAGCCCCCUCAAUCAUGGAGAUUCCAACAAUGCGAACAUGCAAGGCAUCUCAAACAUGCCUUAGAAGUUGCCAACAAAUGUUAAAGGAAGCGAAGUAGAAAGAUUUUGAACUGAAUUUGAAGAAACAGAAGUAGUUCUGCACGCAGGCCUGAAUUCUUGGCUAUAAGCUGAGGGUAUCUUUUGGAAAGCUUUAUUUUCUGCUGCUAUCUUUCAACUUGGACUUGGAAAAGAAGAGUUACCAUUGAAAAGUGCUCCAGUCCUGAUUUCACGGCUUGUUGAAGAUUUUCUUCUUUUAUGGAUUCUUCUAUGCUUUCUACUUCGGUUUUGUUUUGUUUGAACGUUUUUAGGCUAAGUUUUACAUCUAAUGUUUUGAUGAAACUUUUUGUGUUGGAUGAUUCUU
This is a messenger RNA of Nicotiana tabacum (common tobacco), 999 nucleotides long. NCBI's taxonomy places the organism in Eukaryota, Viridiplantae, Streptophyta, Magnoliopsida, Solanales, Solanaceae. The record is from RefSeq and is a predicted model, not a curated record.